Amphimedon queenslandica is the source of this 855-nucleotide messenger RNA. Its product is annotated as RING finger protein 151-like. The transcript has 2 exons. Gene Ontology annotation, biological process: regulation of canonical NF-kappaB signal transduction. The record is from RefSeq and is a predicted model, not a curated record. Gene Ontology annotation, cellular component: plasma membrane signaling receptor complex. Gene Ontology annotation, molecular function: zinc ion binding. The coding region runs from base 1 to 855 and encodes 284 amino acids. NCBI's taxonomy places the organism in Eukaryota, Metazoa, Porifera, Demospongiae, Haplosclerida, Niphatidae.
AUGGCAUGGUUCUCAAAAGAUGAGCUUUCAUUCGUUAAGGAAGUACCUGAUCAAAUCGACAUAGAGUGUCCAGUUUGUCUUCAUAUCUUGACAGAUCCUUACCAGGUGAGCUGCUGUGGUAGAAAUUUCUGCAAGUCUUGUAUUGAGAGGAUAAAGGAUAGUGAUGGAUCCUGUCCUAUGUGUAAAGAGGAGACGUACCAAUCCUUUGCAGAUAAAAAUAUCGGUCGUAUAAUUAACGGGUUACAAGUCUAUUGUACCAAUAAGGAGAAAGGUUGUCAAUGGAAAGGAGAUUUGAAGUAUCUACCCACUCACCUUAGUAAAGGGAAGAGAGAAGGAGAAUGUCAAUAUGAAGAGGUCGAAUGUCGAUAUGACGAGUGUCUAACAAGAGAUCAACGUCAGCAUCUUAACGUUCACGAGGAGGAGUGGUGCGACCAACGACCGUACAGUUGUGAGCAUUGCUAUGAGGAAGUCACAGUUAGUAGAAGUGGUGAUGUUGUUCAUUUCUAUACUGAGGUUGGUGGUCAUCACAUGUCAGCCGCCUAUCUUCAACCAACACUCUACCUUGCGUUUCAUGAUGGAAAGUUUGAUAAACUCCGUGCAUUUUCCCAGCCUAAAAUUCUAUUAAAAUAUGAUAGUGAUGAUGCACAACCUGUACAGAUAAAGUCUUAUAGAAAGGUAGAUGAUAAUAUUCUCACACAGGCAGUAACGGAACCUUCAAAAAGACAAGAUGAUGGACUAACUUCCAUACAUAUUGUUAAUGUCAUCAGCAUUAAUAUUACACUUACUUCUUCUAAUGAAGUCACUGUGAUAGUGACGCGAAUGUCCAAACUCAGAUAUCAGUCCGUAAGGUUUUAG